Molecule: messenger RNA, 5064 nt
Organism: Juglans regia (Persian walnut)
Lineage: Eukaryota; Viridiplantae; Streptophyta; Magnoliopsida; Fagales; Juglandaceae
Exons: 11
Coding region: 371-4513 (1380 amino acids)
Molecular function (GO): protein binding
Source: RefSeq, a predicted model, not a curated record
CGAAAACAGAAAAGAACUUUUUGAAAACGCCAUGAGAGGAUCAAAAACCUGACUCAUCAGGAACAGAGAAGAGAAAGAAACAUCUUUCAGCCCGUGAAUUUGUCAAAAGAAACGCUCUCUUUCUCUUUCCUUUUUUUUUUUUUUUCCCUCUUUCGAACCAAACAAAGACGCCUAAAGACCCCUCAGACGCAAAUACAUACACACCUUAGAAAUUUCUUCCUUUAAUCUAUCUUGAAUUCUUAGAAUCUGAGAAAUCCUACGAUUACACACAUGCAAAGAUUAGCAUUCGAUCUCAAAAUCAAGAUUGGAUCAGAAAGUCCCAUCAACACCAGGAUCAUCAGACGUCUGAUUUGAUGACUCCAACUUUGACAUGUUGCCGGCGUUGCUAGACCCUGCAGCUCCGGCGCACACAACCACCCAAAACCCCAGCCUUAACGGUCAGUUUUCUCGUUCUCUCUCAUUCAACUUUUCUGGGCUUCCAUCAAAAUUUCAGUCUGUGCCAAUGAACCCAUCCAAUAUCGGGAAUCAAACUUCCGGAUUUUCGGAAUAUUCAAAUUCGAAUACUGGUUUCAAUACGUCGUCGUUUACGGGAUCAGCGACCGGUUCUUCAAGACCGAGGUUUGUGAAGGUGAGGAGGCAUUCGAAUUCCCAAAAUUUGAGACCAAAGGGAGCCUCCGACGACCAUGCAGACCUCGGCUUCAAUCCAUUUCGGCCCGUUUCCGAGCGUUCGAUUCCAGCCUCGUCUGCAUCCCAAACCGGGGCUUCAAUUUCUGGCGGCUUCGGUUUUGGCAACAGUGGGAGCGAGGCAUUUGUGUUUGGAGCGAACGGGAUCGAUUCGGGUGCGGAUUUGAAUCUGGGAAAGUGGGAUUCUAGUGUAGGUUUUAUGAGGAACUUGAAAAUGGGAAAUGAGGAUUUCGUGAAUGUCAAAGAUAGCUAUCCUGGUAGGACACGUUCAAGCCUAUCCGGUCGGUCCGUGAGUAGUGGCUUCGUAUUCGGUAGUGGCGACGAGAAGAGUUCUGGUAUUGAUGAAGGCAUUGCAUCGAUGCUUCCAGAGGAAAUGAGGAAGUUGAACAUUGAAAGUCGAGAAGAUGUCGAAAAUAUCAGGAAAAAUAGAGAUGUAAGGUUUAAUCUAAGUGCGAAUGACAAGACCAAGUUUGGGUUUGGGAGUGAUGACAAUGUGAGCAGUUCCUUUGAUAGAAGCGUGGAUGCAGAACUCCCAAACGAAUUCAAAAAUAAAUUGGGCAUUAAAGAAGCUGGUAAGUUUGAUGGUGCUGGAAGUUCAGCAGAUACACUUCCUGAUCAGAUGAAGAAUUUAAACAUGAAGGAUUCUAUAAAUACCAACCGUUUUGAGAAGAAUGAUGUUAAUAUUGAGACAAAUGACGAAAACAAUGCAAUCUUUGGAGGCAGUGAAAGUACUAGUGAUGCGUAUGGAGGAAGAAGAGAAAAUCUGCUGUUGAGGAAGAUGGAGAAGUUAAAAUUAGGAAGUGGGGCAGGAUACACUAAUCGAUCAGAUUCGGGGCUAUCUUCCUCUCGAGUAUAUGUGAAGGAGACUCAAACGGCAGAUUUUAGUGAUAUGUUUUUACAUGACCUUGAUAAAUCAGCACCGAUGGAAUCCAAUUUUCAGGUGGGGAUGCAGGGUAAGAACGUAAGUGGUAGUCAAGUUCCUUUGGGCCAACCAAAAGAUGAUACCAAACUGCAUGGAAAAUUCGCAUCUUCUGCUUCAUUCUCAUCUAGUGACAUGGGUCUUCCUCCAAUUGGGAAUGCUUUUGAAGUACCUAAGGCUGAGUUUAGCUUUACUAGCAGACAAGAUGCAACAGAGACAGACUUUGUAGAAUUUAAAACACCGAAACCAAAAGCUAACAUAUUUUCAGGCUUAAAUCAGAAAAUGGAAUUCAGUGCAAGGAAGGAACCAAUCAGAGACACGAGACUAAAUAAAAAGAGUGGAAAACUGAAACAUUCUACCCCAGUCAAGCUGUGGCCUGGUCAAUAUGCCGUUUUUGGGGAAAGUGUUUCCCAUGAGAACGCAGAGGUUUCUGAAUCUUAUUCACCUAUGGAUAUUUCCCCGUAUCAGGAAACACCAGCUGAUAAGCGAUGCUCAAGAGAAAAUUCUGUGACAUCUGACGAGUCAUUUAGGCUGGAUAGCAACUAUGAAGCAACUAAUUCAGCACCAACAACUUUGAGUGAUGCUAUAGAUGAGGGUUUGAUUAAAGCAACUCAAUGCUUGAAUAUUAAUGAAGACAAUUCAAUAUGCCAAGAAGCAAAAUUCGUUAGUUCUGAAUACUAUUUUGAUAAAAUUGGUGGUGCUAAAGGCCCUCAGGAAGGGUCUGUUUCUGGGGCUGAAACUGAAAGCUUCAAAUCUGCUGCUGAGGAUGUGGACUAUAAUAGUGACGUCACCAUCACAUCACGAGAAACUGAAGCCAUUCCGAGCUCGAAUAUUGAGAGUUGUGAUAAUGAUGACCGGAUGCGAAUUGGCAUUACUUCAAGUUUGGAAGAUAUAAGUGGGUUUAACUUUACAUUCGCCGCCUCUUCUGCCACUCAAGGUCAAUUAUCUUCUUCAAAACGCUACCAGAAAAAGAAAAGUUUGUUGAAAGUUGCUCAUGAUGUGUAUGAUUCCUCUCCCAAGGCAAAAGUUUCACAUGGAUCAUCCUCUGUGAAUCUUUUUCCAUUCUCCGGAACUUCAUUGCCUUUGUCUCCUGGGCGGACCCAGAAAGGAGAUCUAUCUAUAUCACAAUCAAAUGUUAAAACUGAUUCCGCGAUGGAAAAAAGACAGGAGAUCAAGCUAGAGCCUGCACCGAACAUUGCAGCUCAGGAAGUAUGUGAGAAGUGGCGACAAAGGGGAAACCAGGCCUAUAUGAAUGGGGAUCUUUCUAAAGCGGAGGAUUGUUACACAAAAGGGGUUAACUCUGUUUCUAUGAGUGAGUCGUCAAGAGGUUGUCUCAGGGUUUUAAUGCUGUGCUAUAGCAACCGGGCAGCAACACGUAUGGCUCUUGGAAGAAUUAGAGAUGCAUUAGGAGAUUGUAUGAUGGCUGCCACAAUUGAUCCCAACUUCCUUAAGGUGCAACUUAGAGCUGCAAAUUGUUACCUUUCCCUUGGAGAAGUUGAAGAUGCAUCAAAAUAUUUUAAGAGGUGCCUUCAAUCAGGAAGUGACAUCUGUGUCGACCGGAAAAUUGCAGUAGAAGCAUCCGAUGGCUUACAAAAGGCACAGAAAGUGAUAGAUUGCAUGAAUUGCUCUGCUGAGAUUUUGACAAGGACUAGGAGCACAGCCAAUGAUGCAGAGACUGCUCUGGAAGUAAUUGCUGAGGCUUUGAUGAUAAGCCCGUACUCGGAAAAGUUACUUGAAAUGAAAACAGAGGCUCUUUUUAUGCUCCGGAGGUAUGAUGAGGUGAUUCAGCUGUGUGAUCAGACCCUUGGUUCUGCUGAAAAGAACUCUCCUCCAGUGGCUACUAAUGACCAGGAAACAACUCUGAAUGGUUCUGAAAAUUUGAAGAACUUUUACUUCAGAGUUUGGCGAUGCCGCCUGACUUUUCAAGCCUGCUUUCAUUUAGGAAGGCUUGAGGAGGGUCUUGCUUUACUUGAGCAAGAUGAAAUCAUGAAUAGGAGUGGAAGCAAGUCUCUGGAAUCAUUAAUACCCCUAGUUGGUACCGUACGUAAGCUCUUGCAUCAUAAGGCUGCAGGGAAUGAAGCCUUUCAGGCGGGAUUGCAUGCAGAAGCAGUUGAACAUUAUACUGCUGCUUUGUCAUUCAAUGUGGAGUCACGCCCUUUUGCAGCUGUUUGUUUUUGCAAUCGUGCUGCUGCACACAAAGCAUUGGGCCAGAUAACGGAUGCUAUUGCGGAUUGCAGCCUGGCGAUUGCUCUCGAUGGAAACUAUCUUAAGGCACUCUCAAGACGGGCAACUCUAUAUGAGAUGAUCAGAGAUUAUGGACAAGCAGCUAAGGAUCUUCAGAGACUUGUAUCCCUUCUAAAUAAGCAAGUAGAGGAGAAGACCAAUCAAUCUAGAGCUUCUGAUCGAUCUAUUAGUGGUGCAAACGAUUUGAGACAAGCUCGCCUGCGGCUUUCUGAAGUAGAAGAAGAAGCCAGAAAAGAAAUCCCCUUGGAUAUGUACCAUAUUCUGGGAAUCGAGCCCUCUGUUUCAGCAUCUGAAAUUAAGAAGGCAUAUAGGAAAGCUGCACUUAGACAUCAUCCUGAUAAGGCUGGUCAAUCCCUAGCAAGAAGUGACAAUGGGGAUGACAAGCUGUGGAAAGAGAUAGCAGAAGAAGUUCACAGGGAUGCAGACAAACUCUUUAAAAUGAUUGGAGAGGCAUAUGCAGUACUUUCAGACCCUAUCAAGCGUUCAAGGUAUGAUGCUGAAGAAGAGAUGCGGAAUGCCCAAAAGAAACGCAAUGAAAGCAGCACAGUUAGAACUCAUACAGAUGCCCAGUAUUAUCCAUUUGAAAGAAGUGGCAGUGGACGGCAAUGGAGGGAGGUUUGGCGAUCAUAUGGUAAUUCAGCCUCUAGAGGGGGCAGGCAUUCAUGAAAGCUGUGUCAUCAAAUGGGAUUUUUCAGUUUUGAUCAACAACUCAGGGAAGGGACUAGCAGAUGUUCAGAUUCAUUUUAUAUGUACCUUCAGAUUAGAGGUCUCCAGCAGACGGGCCAUUACUUGGGCCACUCUUUUGAUUUAGUUCCACAGUUUUCAUCAAAAAGAAAGGAAAGGAAGAAAAAAGGAAAGAGCUUGCUUCUCUACAAUAUCAGUAAAGAGCUGUUUAAAUAUAUUUGUAACAUGUACAGAAACUUGGUUGGCGUUGGUGGUUUGAUCCUUGUUGAGAGAUUAAACUAAUUGAGUGUAAAGAAAGGGAUUUUCUUGUUUGUCCCAAAAUCUUUGCUAUAUUUCUUGGUGUUUGUUGUGCAUUCUUUUCAAAACAUUCUUAAGAGUAGGAGAGUGGUUUGGUGCACCAGUUGUACACACGAGUGUUGAUUUUUUUAUUGUAUUGAAAGAUGUUUGAUUGUAUAGUCACCGUUUAUCAUGUCCUUCUGCUAAUCCAACAAGGAAGAUCAAAAAAAUUGAUUGGAAGGAUUUUCUUCACAAUA